Acomys russatus (golden spiny mouse) is the source of this 1971-nucleotide messenger RNA. It is a transcript of the gene Bzw1, whose product is annotated as basic leucine zipper and W2 domains 1. The coding region runs from base 177 to 1436 and encodes 419 amino acids. NCBI's taxonomy places the organism in Eukaryota, Metazoa, Chordata, Mammalia, Rodentia, Muridae. Gene Ontology annotation, molecular function: protein binding. Gene Ontology annotation, cellular component: membrane; cytoplasm. The record is from RefSeq and is a predicted model, not a curated record. The transcript is spliced from 12 exons.
GUGCGAAGUGGCGCAGGGGAGAAAUCUCGCGAUAGCUGGCGGCCGAGGCGGGGGUGGCGCCUCUUCCUCUCCUCCUGCUCGCGUUAGUUCCGGUCGCAGAGGAGACAGCGCCGCAGUUGCCGCCAGCUCGGGGAUUUCUGGCUCUUUUCUCUUCGCCUUAAAUUCGGGUGUCUUUUAUGAAUAAUCAAAAGCAGCAAAAACCAACGCUAUCAGGCCAGCGUUUUAAAACCAGAAAAAGAGAUGAAAAAGAGAGGUUUGACCCUACUCAGUUUCAAGACUGUAUUAUUCAAGGCUUAACUGAAACUGGUACUGAUUUGGAAGCAGUAGCUAAGUUUCUUGAUGCUUCUGGAGCAAAACUUGACUAUCGCCGCUAUGCAGAGACGCUCUUUGACAUUCUGGUGGCUGGCGGAAUGCUGGCCCCAGGUGGCACACUGGCAGAUGACAUGAUGCGCACAGAUGUCUGUGUGUUCGCAGCACAAGAAGACCUGGAGACCAUGCAGGCAUUUGCUCAGGUUUUUAACAAGUUAAUCAGGCGCUACAAAUACCUGGAGAAAGGUUUUGAAGAUGAAGUUAAAAAGUUGUUGCUCUUCCUAAAGGGAUUUUCAGAGUCAGAGAGGAACAAGCUCGCCAUGUUGACUGGGGUUCUUCUGGCUAAUGGAACACUUAAUGCAUCCAUUCUUAACAGCCUUUAUAAUGAGAAUCUGGUUAAAGAAGGUGUUUCAGCAGCUUUUGCUGUAAAGCUUUUCAAAUCAUGGAUAAACGAAAAAGACAUCAAUGCAGUUGCUGCAAGUCUUCGGAAAGUCAGCAUGGACAACAGACUGAUGGAGCUGUUUCCUGCCAAUAAGCAAAGUGUUGAGCACUUCACUAAGUACUUCACGGAGGCCGGCUUGAAGGAGCUUUCGGAGUAUGUCCGCAACCAGCAGACCAUCGGGGCACGGAAGGAGCUGCAGAAGGAGCUCCAGGAGCAGAUGUCCCGCGGUGACCCGUUCAAGGACAUAAUUUUAUAUGUCAAGGAAGAGAUGAAAAAAAAUAACAUCCCAGAACCAGUUGUCAUUGGGAUAGUGUGGUCAAGUGUGAUGAGCACUGUGGAAUGGAACAAAAAAGAGGAGCUUGUAGCAGAGCAAGCCAUCAAGCACUUGAAGCAAUACAGCCCUCUACUUGCUGCCUUUACUACUCAAGGUCAAUCUGAACUGACUCUGCUACUGAAGAUUCAGGAGUAUUGCUAUGAUAACAUUCAUUUCAUGAAAGCCUUCCAGAAAAUAGUGGUGCUUUUUUAUAAAGCUGAGGUCCUGAGUGAAGAGCCCAUUCUGAAGUGGUAUAAAGAUGCACAUGUUGCCAAGGGGAAAAGUGUCUUCCUUGAGCAGAUGAAGAAGUUUGUAGAAUGGCUCAAAAAUGCUGAAGAAGAAUCUGAGUCUGAAGCUGAAGAAGGUGACUGAAUUUUGAAACAACAUCCUCAGUAAAGCAAACAGGAGUUGUAGAUAAAGUGUCAUGUCUCAUGUGUCCUGGUUCUUACAUCUUCCUACCUCCCUAUGUCAGGCAUGACAUAAGGGCUUUCAUGGCAAUUUUUGUUUUAACUGUUUUUAUGGUUACUGGACAUGCUGGGUUUGGUUUCUGAAACCAUGUGUGAGUAGCUGCAGGAGCUGUGGAAUUGAAUCUGAUGUUGCAUUGGUGUUUCAGUUACCUUCUACCUCCUGUAUUUUCUACUGUAAUAAUGUGAUGUAAGGCCUUCCACAAUGAGCAGUUCACUCUAUUCCCUGGGUUUUCUAUAUAAACAGUUUUCAAGAUAUGAUUUGGUUAAAAAUAAUUUGUUACAAAAAGAUUCUGUUUGCAAAUUAAACUGUAAAAGUAUCCAACGUGUCAAAAGGCAAUGAUUUGUGUGGUAAUUUAGUAUGUCCAGAGCCCUGUUCAUCAAUGAAAGUCCUGUAGACGAUUAAAUCCAUAAGGUGAAUCCUGAGUGUGUGGACCAUUGGU